Molecule: messenger RNA, 1164 nt
Organism: Pestalotiopsis fici W106-1
Lineage: Eukaryota; Fungi; Ascomycota; Sordariomycetes; Amphisphaeriales; Sporocadaceae
Exons: 3
Coding region: 1-1164 (387 amino acids)
Molecular function (GO): oxidoreductase activity, acting on NAD(P)H
Source: RefSeq, a predicted model, not a curated record
AUGGCCACGAUGAAAGCUCUAGUUGUAACUCCCAAGGACAAGCUUGUGUCUGUCCUAGAUGUUUCCAUUCCGGAGCCAGGACCCGGAGAAAUCCUAAUUCGUGUCGGCGCAGUCGCCCUGAACCGCGUCGACUGGCUUUAUACGGCUAACCCCGUGGCCUCCCAGGAUUACCGUGUGGUUGGCAGCGAUUUCGCGGGUAUUGUCACGAAAGUUGGCAAAGGCAUCGAACAGCUCCCGGAUCAGCGGGUUCAAGUAGGGGCGCGUGUUGCGGGCUUUGUGCAGGGUGCCUGCUCAGUAAAUGAACGAACAGGGGCAUUUGCCCAGUAUGUCGUUGCUGAAUGGGAUUUGACGUGGGCCGUUCCCGCAACGAUGUCUCUAGAAGAGGCGGCAACUGUUAGCAUGUGUGGUCUUACAGCCGCGCAAGGCGUCUUUAGCCGCCUACAACUUCCGUGUCCAUUCAAUACGACCGAAGGCUUUAGUCGGCUUGGUACGCAACCUGGAGAGCCUGUCAAUGUUUUGAUCAACGGAGCGACAUCAUCUUUGGGACUCUUCGCCGCGCAAUUGGUUAGGCUAAGCCAACAGUGCUCCCAAACCCCAGUACGACUUAUCGGUAUAGCUAGCGCAUCCAAACACGCCUUGCUACAAGAAGCCCCGUACAGCUACGAUCAUCUAAUUGAUUACCGACAUACUGGUUGGCCCGAACAGGUGAAGAAGAUUUGUGAAUCUAGCCAUGGCGUUCACUUUGCCAUUGACGCCGUCUCCGUUUCACCGACAGUUGAACAGGUUGAAAGCACCCUAGCCCCUAACGGUCGCUUUGCCGUAUACCGGAGUCCGGCUCUUGGAAAAUUCGACAUUACAAAGCUAAAGAUCAAGCCGCUUAUCGGGGCUGUGUGGGAGGGUUUGGGUGUAGAGAUUGGCUAUCAAGGUGCAAGUAUACCGGCGAAUCCAGCAGCCCGCCAAUUUGCAGCAAGCUUCUUCACCUUCCUUGGCACUGAAGGUUCGCACGGGGAGCCGAGAUUGGUAGCCAAUCCAAUUCGCAAAAUGACCGGCGGUCUUGAAAAUAUCGCAAAAGACGGUCUUCCACUUGUCGGGCCAAAUACGCCUGCCGGCGUUCGACCUGUCAGCGCUGAAAAGGUUGUCUAUACUAUUCAGGAGAUUAGCUAG